ACAGUACAGCCUGGAUGGAGUGAACCAGCUAGCUGAAACUCUGUUGACAGGACUUUUUCUUGUGAGCUCUUUGGUUGGGCAUGGGGCCAACGGCAACGGGAGAAAACUACAUGAUUGUAUCUUUUGUCAUUGUGGCGUUGGGCAGGAAUGUGAAGUUAGGUCAUUGAAAGCCACUAAUAUACCUACUACGACCGGUGACUACCCUGAUCUGGACUAAGCUCGAAACAAAAUUGGCUCCGCUUCUGUAGUUGUGACGGAGCGCUACGGAGACCAGCUAUAUACAGAGGGUUUCUGCCUUGGAAUUGAUCAGCUCAACCAAGAAACUAAAGUUGCAGUGUUUCAUCGUGGCAUUCAAAGAGACACUACUCGCUAGCGUAACCGUGCUUCACAUAGCACUCCUUGGUGCACCAUUGGCGUGGUGGAGCCAUGGCCGAGCAGCCAGGGUAUGGCGAGGGUUAUAUCAAGCAAAUUAUCAAGACUGUGCUGACGAAUGUGCAGAAGGAGUGCCAUGCACGGGGAGAGAGUGUAUCCGAUACACUGGUGGCUUUCGUCGUCAAGGCUCUACUUUUGAAUCCUCAGAACAAGUUUGAAGGUGAUGAGCUUGUUUCCGAGCCCUCGUUGAAUGCAGUGGUAAAGCGUGCCGUGGACUGGAUAAUGGACAAAGAGGGUGCAGCCAUGGACACCAUCAAAAUGCAGGUCUAUUUCGACACAAACUACGUGUCCAGAAAGACAUUCUUCAAAGAGCAUCGUGGUGUUUUGAAGCAGUCUGCGGCUGGCGUUCUUCGUGAAAUCCUGGACUCUCGUGCCCGCACGGUAGUGGAAAUGGAUGCUCUGUACAGAAAAGUGCUGACGUACAUCCUCCUCAAGUCAUCCCUUGGUUCCUCUACUGACAUGGUGGUGCUUAGAGAAACCACUGCUGCUCUUCAGAGCGUUCUGCCGCAAUCUGAAGUUGGGACUUUGCUGCCAUUGUCUCGAGAGCAGAAGCAGAAUCAACUUAACGAGCUUACCCUCGUCGUGACCGGAAUCCGACUGUUCAACAAGACUGUUGGCAAAGGGGGAGUUGGUAUCGUUGAUGUGACAGAGGUGCUGGCAGACGGACUACCUGCAGCCACAGACAGAGCAGCAGCUGAUGUGGAGGAGAUUGAGUAUGAUUGUUUCAAGAUAACCGCCUUAGCCGAGCACAUUGCCAAACCCAGCAACAUCGAAGCGAGACGAGAGGAAUACGAGAGGUGCAUCGAGGCCAUUGCCAACCUUCGGCAGAGGCUGGCAUUCGCUCGCUUGAUAUCGGAUGCAAUUGAAGAGAGCAGCACCCAGGUAUACAAGAACCUCGGCCAGUAUAGACAGAAACUUCAAGAGAUGCAGACAGUCGUCAAAUCCAGCAGGAGCGUAGCAACUGCGGAAGUUUAUCCAAAGUUCCGUGAUCUUGCCCUUGCCUGGGGUGGUAUGCAAGAGGAGAUGGUCUUUCUUGGAGUGUUGGAGGGUAUGGCUGCUGGGCUCUCAGAAUAUUGCAAGGUUUUCUUGGAGGAUUUUGCUGAUGAUAAACUCGAGGCUGAUCUGGACUUGUCUGCGGUGAAGACGGACGCCAUGCGAGCGGAUGAGAACAGUGCAGACGAGGCGAAGAUCAGUGGACCUCUUGGCGAGCAAGUGCGCCUGUUUGAGCCAAAGCAGGUGAUCAACUUUUCAGCGAUGCAGACAGAAUUCAAGGGAUUCUGUGCCUAUUCGCUUGCAGUAGGACAGGGCCUGCUCAUCCCGGGAGAUCCAAACAUUGGAAUUCUUUCAUUCAACGGACUCUACUACAGCUUUUCGUCCAAAGAAGCUGCAACGGACUUCUCCUACGCACCAUACAAAUUCAUAUCAACAAUAACUGAGCUGUGCAGGGAGAGAGCAUACCUGAUUCCUCUGCUCUCACUGCAUUCCAAGUUUUCCGGGAUGGCACCUAAACUGGGACCAUCCUCUGCUACGCUGUCCAAACCAGUGACACGCUGUGACGCGGGCAUACAGACCGACGUCCAUGCACCAACGAUGGGUGGUAUCGACAGGUCGUACGAAUGGAACGAGUGGAUAUUGCGAUCACAAGCCAUCAAGCUGGCUAAUAUCAGGCAGAAGGUCACUCAUUCAACACAGACCACGCUAUCGUAUCACAGACGAGAUGCUGAUACUCAAGUCUACUUGCCAAAGGAGCAAACAACGCAAACACGCCGGCAGAAGAACACGGAUGUCCCCAAGCCUGCAGUAUACGUUGCUGGACUGCGUGGCUCGGAGCAGAAUAUGGCCCAGCCAGCCAAGUAUGAUCUGACGCCGAGUAUCCAUAUUGACAAGAUCACUGAGGACUUGGAGCCCAAGUACCUGAAUCCUGAUGAUCUGUAACAAAACAUUUCCUGUGCAGGUUCCUUGGAAAUCUGGAGCAGCCUGCCGCGUUUUUGGCGUGCGAUGACGUGUAAAGUUUCUCGUUUUCAGGUGCAGCGGAGAAUAUGGAUAACUGGAUUGUGAGUAAAAGGCAAUCCGUGUGCAUGCACUUGACAUGUCUUGAAAGAACAAAACCUGAUGCUUGUAUUUUCUGUACUUUGAGAAAAUAAAUUAGGCACUUGUGAGUCAUGAUGCCGACAUGUCAACCGACGAUGAUGAAUAUCUAAGAUUUUUUUUAAAUAAAAAGAGUGAUUGAGGUCA
Molecule: messenger RNA, 2667 nt
Organism: Sycon ciliatum
Lineage: Eukaryota; Metazoa; Porifera; Calcarea; Leucosolenida; Sycettidae
Product: cilia- and flagella-associated protein 206-like
Exons: 17
Coding region: 427-2367 (646 amino acids)
Biological process (GO): regulation of cilium beat frequency
Cellular component (GO): ciliary basal body; axoneme
Source: RefSeq, a predicted model, not a curated record